ACCAAUUCCUUUUCUGUUUUCCUCCAUACAACUCCCACAAAUGGAAAUGCUUUCCCAACCCUUUUUUUCAUCUACUUUUGUGUGCAUCAUCUCCGUCACCAUCUUCUCCAUCUUGCUCCUUCUCCCACCGUCAUACAGUGAUCCCUUGGAUGAGUUCUCGGAUUGUGACCAUUCUGCUUCCUUCCAUUGCGGAAGCCAUGAAAGCUUUUACUAUCCUUUUUGAAACGACAGUACUCCAAAGCAUUGUCAUCCGCUUGGAUUCCACUUGACAGACUGCGAGAAAGAGGUUCCCACCAUAGACUUUGGCCCAGAUGGUUCAUUCCACCUGCAGCACAUAAACCCAUCAAAUUACAACAAAUUGACGAUUGCUCGAAUGAAUUUUAAGGCAUAUAUUUGUCUCGAGACACCACAAAACAGAACUCUUCUGCCCCCUUUCUUGAAAUUCUCCGAAACCAACAAAAACCUCACUCUGUUCUAUAACUGUACUCCACCUGCUGAGGUACCCGAUGAAAAUAAGAUUUCUAAGUGCGGCGCCGGAUAUAACAACAUACUGUUCUACAUGAAUGAUUCGGAGCGGGAUGAUCAUCACAGAGAGCUGUACGAGUGCAGUACUGUGAAAGUUGUGGUUAAUCAGAUGGCUUUCAACAACUUCCAGGAGAGGAAACUGAGAUUGUUCGAUGCUUUGAGAGACGGUGGAUUUGAUGUAGAGUACAACAGUAAUGAGGUUUAUGAGAUCAGAAGGCCUUUUGCUGUCAAAGACAGAAUUCUACAUAUAGGUUGCGGUGGUUAUGGAGAUGUGUACGAAGGGAAUCUACCAGAUGGUUGUUUUGUAGCUAUGAAGGUCCUUAACACAUCCAAAGGGAAUGGUGAAGAAUUCAUUAACGAAGUUGUAAGCAUUAGUAGAACUUCUCAUGUCAAUGUUGUUACACUUCUAGGAUUUUGUUUGGAGGGUGAAAAGAGAGCUUUGAUCUAUGAGUUCAUGCCUAAUGGAUCUCUAGACAAGUUCAUUUUCAAAGAAAGCACUUCAAAGGACAAUAAGCACUUGGAAAGGGAAAGGCUAUAUAGUAUUCCAAUUGGAACAGCACAAGGGCUUGAGUAUUUGCACUGUGGAUGCAACACAAGGAUUUUGCAUUUGGACAUAAAACCUCAAAACAUUCUUCUUGACAAGGAAUUUUGCCCAAAGAUUGCUGAUUUCGGGUUGUCAAAACUAUGCACUAGAGAAGAUAGCAUUGUGUCAUUGUUGGAGGCUAGAGAGACAAUUGGGUAUAUCGCUCCAGAGGUCUUUAGAAGAAACUAUGGGGUUGUUUCACAUAAAUCAGACAUCUAUAGCUAUGGAAUGAUGGUUCUUGAAAUGGUUGGAGGAAAGAAGAGCCUUCAAACAGGGGCAAGUGCUAGCAGUGAGUAUUUUCCCAAUUGGAUCUAUAGGCAUCUAGAUUUUGCUGAUGAACUUGGAUUGCAAGGACUUAAGUCCAGAGUAGAAACUGAUAUCGAAAGGAAAAUGAUAUUGGUAGGACUGUGGUGCAUACAAACAAAACCAUCCGACAAGCCAUCAAUAAAGAAGGUGAUUGAGAUGUUGGAAGGAAGUGUGGAAGGUUUGCCUAUUCCACCCAAGCCUUUUCUUUCUUCUCCUUCAAGACCUCUCCUUGAUUCAUCGGCCAUUUUAGGUUGUGAUAAUGUACCAUUAGUAGAUUAAUUUUGUGUAGCUUUGGUUUAUCACUUUGCGUCCAUCAUAAAAAGAAUUUGUGCUAAUAAAUUAUUGAUAUUGUAAAUUUGCAACAAUACAGGGCUUAUACUUGAUUUGAAAUCAAAACAUUUUACUUUU
This is a messenger RNA of Rubroshorea leprosula, 1822 nucleotides long. The record is from the annotation of a GenBank genome assembly. NCBI's taxonomy places the organism in Eukaryota, Viridiplantae, Streptophyta, Magnoliopsida, Malvales, Dipterocarpaceae.